GUGUGUACAGUGUUUUGUUGAACACUGUUGGGUCAGGACACGUUUACCAUUCCCACUCAUUGCUGCUAUCGUAUCUGUCACCACAGCUUUCCUCCCACUCUCACCCCGGCUCCGCCCCGCUGUUCCCGGUAGGCUCACACCGCGGGUCCGCUGACACAAUCAAGGGUUCAGACUCUCUGCCACUUGAAAGAAAGUCAACAUGAGUGUGAUUCGGGGCUUGUUCGUCUCCGUCACCUUGUCUGCCCUUAUAAUGGCGCUCCACUGUAAAGCAGAUCAGUAUCCUCAACAGUGGAACCUGACGUACAAGUGGCUUGACAGGUUUACUGUGAACAUCUCCUGGAAGAAGCCCAUAGGUUUGGCAGACGACAGUGGCAUUAAAUACUGUAUGAAGAAUAUAGAAGAUGAUAAUGAUGAAGUACGGGUAAAUGACAAAUUAGAAAUCAUAAAAACCCUUCUCACGGAAGAAAAACGUACUGAUAGUUGGACCUACCACAUUUGGACCAUUGGGGAUAAUUCUAGCCAAUCAAAUGAGAGCGUUCCUGCCAUGUAUACCAUCCGCACGCUAAAACCCAGAGAUGAAGUGGUGAAGGACUUCAAAUGUUUCGCCAUCACUGAUAAAAUGAACUGCUCCUGGAUUCCAGCAAAUCGGUCUCAAAACUUGGUGCUCUCCUACAGGAUAAUAGGACGUACACAGGAAGAGAUACAAAAAUUAAACAAAUGUGAUGAGACUUACAGCAAUGGAGAGAGGGAUGGUUGUUACCUGCACAUUGAACCUAAGCCCCAAAACAUCUUUGUCCUUGUGGAGACUGACACUGCAAUGAUGACCUUUAUCCCUAAAAUUGAUUUGCUUCCACCUAGACUGAGUCUCAAAGAGGAAGGAGUUCAUCUCAAACUGAGCUGGAAUGCUUCCGAAUUUAAAAAAAUGUGUCGUGAAUCCGAAUACCAAUACGAGGUCUGCUACAGUGAAUGCAACGAGUGGUCUCCAUGCCAGAAGACAAGUCCUGGAAAGUCUUCGAUGGAGAUUAUCUACAAUAAGAACUGCCAGUAUGAGUUCAAAUCGAGAGUCAUGACUACUGAAUAUUGCUUCUCUCUAAGCAGCACCUUCGCUGAGCCUGUAAUUUAUGGUACCAAUAAGACGCCUGACGAAACACUGACUGUGGUUGCCAUUUUCAUCCCCAUCAUUCUGUCCGCCUGCAUCAUCCUGUCCUGCUACUGCUUCAGGAGGUACAGGGCUAUCAUUUGCCCCGUCAUACCAGAUCCUUCAGCAAUAUUCAAGGAAAUGAUUAUGAAUGGAAACAGUGACCAUAAGGCCACACAGACGAAACUUUACACACCGGUGCCGGAACCCAUUGAACCCUGCAAAAUUACCCUUGUGAGCGAAAACAGUCCCAUGCAGCAAAACUACUGACAUGUAUGUGUGAGAAAUGCCUGCAUUGAAGCUGGACAAUCUGGGCAAAUUCAUCAGGAACAUUUACAGAGUAAUUCAACACCAGGAGAAAAGCUUUGUUUGAACUUCUGGUUGACAGCUUGGGGUCUCUUGCACAUUUGACUGGUGUGAGCUCUGUCACACCUUUCCUUUACUGACCUUAGUGGCAUUUUGCUGUGACUGCAGCCAGAUGAGAACUUCAACCACCAGAGGUCAGCAGAUGAAGAUUUUCAGCUCCUUUAAGUUACUCUGUGAGGAGAGCAAAAUGUAGGCUGCUGAGGAAAUACAAAAAUAGGAAAACAACAGGAAAAUAACGUCCUCCUGGGAAGCACUGAGGAAGAAGACAAAGAUGAAGGCGGGCCGUGUCUUUGUGUGAAAAGUGUGGAGGACUACAAAUGGGCACCGUCCUCCAUAGAAGAGGAAGUUGAGUGUCCCUGUGUGUGCCGUGUACAUACUUAUACUCUAAGAGAUCACAGGGGAAUAAAAAUAUGUGGCUGAUGUCUUGGCACCAACUUGUUUGUGGGAGUGACAAGCAAAUGCCAUUAUGACUGCUAUCAUGGCAGCUGGACAGUCAGCAAGAAGCAAUAACCUAAGUGGUGGCAAAGCACAUAUUUAUAUAAAUAUUAAAUAUUUACGUCUCCUACUACUGAACAUGAUCCCAUGGCCCCACAGGAAGCCAAGAUAUGCAGUGCUGCCCCUCCCCAUCACACAUAUUCUUCUGUGAAAACAGCUUGUUUUGUCCGUGGCAGUCCGAGUACGUGGCAGAUAGCUGGAAUUCUUCAUCCCAUCUAAAAGAGGUUUCAUCGUGUCAAAUUGAAUGAAGAGAUACAGCUUUGGUGAUAUGUUGAAUAUCUAAUCUUGGAGCAAAACUUCACAUCUUUUACUUUCACUUUAGUUUCUCUGUUAACCCAUUGUUAGUGCAUGUUGAAAGGAACUACACUUGUCUUGUAUGUUUUGGAUGGUAUAACAAUUUUCUUACAACAGUAAAUCUGACAUGUCUCUUGAAAACCUGACCUGUGGUGCUGAGAAGAACCUUAUCGUACCUUUUACAACGGUGAACACCUUUUGAUGUGAAGUCUGUUUGAUUAUAUAUUAUUAUCAGUGUGCUUCCUCUUUCACCAACACACCCAAAUUCCAUAUCAGCAUUAGUCACACAGUUUUGCUUCCUUUAUACUGAGAGGAAGAUGUUUUAUUAUGCAUUGUUCCCUGUACCAAGCAGUUCCCUGUGCCUACUGGGGGGGAUGGUUAUUGAUUUCUGCAGGUAAUGCUGGUUGUGAUUGCGUGUCACUAGUUACCUAGCAGUAAUUCUUUUGGGUUUUUAAGCCAUCUGCGUUGAUUUAGGAUGAAAGUAAUGGACCUGCCACAGCUUGUUGAUGAAUGGGCAGGUCACAGCAAAGGCAAACAACCCUUCUUGCAUAUCAACAAAGGUCCUCACCACUUAUGUGUCUUUAACUCUUUAGUUUAUCUGUUUCCUUAAGUUUACCUGCUGCAGAGCCCCUCUGCAUCUAUAUCUUAGAACCACUUUAAAACAUGCACUUUAUUAUA
Larimichthys crocea (large yellow croaker) is the source of this 2971-nucleotide messenger RNA. Its product is annotated as interleukin-13 receptor subunit alpha-1-like. NCBI's taxonomy places the organism in Eukaryota, Metazoa, Chordata, Actinopteri, Sciaenidae. Gene Ontology annotation, molecular function: cytokine receptor activity. Gene Ontology annotation, cellular component: external side of plasma membrane. The coding region runs from base 200 to 1408 and encodes 402 amino acids. The record is from RefSeq and is a predicted model, not a curated record. Gene Ontology annotation, biological process: cytokine-mediated signaling pathway. The transcript has 11 exons.